AAAACCCCCACAAAAAAAAACCCCCCCCCCCCCCCCAACAAAAAAAAAAAAAAAAAAAAAAACCCCCCCCCCCCCCCCCCCCAAAAAAACCCCACAAAC
Molecule: messenger RNA, 99 nt
Organism: Plectropomus leopardus (leopard coralgrouper)
Lineage: Eukaryota; Metazoa; Chordata; Actinopteri; Perciformes; Serranidae
Source: RefSeq, a predicted model, not a curated record